AUGAAGUUCUUUUAUUCCGCCGGCGCAAUUGCGCUUUUGGCUUCAACGGGCCUUGUCAGCGCCCAGGCGUCGCCUUACAGUAUCUCAAGCACAGACGCCAUCAAGAAAUCAGCCAAGCAGCUCGCAGCUGAUUUGAUCGAAUACUACCACGGAAAUGACCCCGGUGGUAUUCCAGGUAUCCUUCCCGGUCCUCCUCCCAACGGCGACUACUACUGGUGGGAAGGUGGUGCGAUGUGGGGGACGUAUAUGGAUUACUGGAGGUGCACUGGCGAUACGAAAUACAACGACCUCGUCAUGCAGGGCAUGCAGUUCCAAGUCGGAGACGACCAAGAUUACCAGCCCAGCAACGUCACUCUAUCUCUCGGAAAUGACGAUCAAGGUUUCUGGGGCAUGUCUGCCAUGUUGGCUGCCGAGUUGGCAUUCCCCAACCCUCCCUCAGAUCAGCCUGGUUGGUUAGCUCUCGCUCAAGCUGUUUUCAACACUCAGGCCAAUCCCGACCGACACGACGAUACUUGCGGUGGUGGUCUUCGAUGGCAGAUUCCUCGAACAAACAACGGUUACGACUACAAGAACAGUAUCGCCAACGGUUGUUUCUUCAACCUGGGUGCCCGACUUGCUCGAUACACGGGCAACAAGACCUAUGCCGACUGGGCUGAGAAGACAUGGGACUGGAUGGAGGGCGUUGGUUUCCUCGACCCCACCUCUUAUAAGAUUUACGAUGGUGGUCACGUUGGAAAGAACUGUACCGAUAUCAACAAGGCCCAAUUCUCUUACAACUCUGGUGUUUUCCUCCAGGGCGCUGCCUUUAUGUACAACCACACCGAUGGCGAGAAAAAGUGGGAGCAACGUCUCGAUAAGCUGGUUGAUGCUACCAUCUCAAACUUCUUCCCCAAGGAUAUCGCUGUUGAAAUCGCCUGCGAGAACCACGACACUUGCACCACCGAUAUGUACUCCUUCAAGGGCUACGUCCACCGCUGGAUGUCACAGGCGACCCAUCUCGCACCUUUCAUCCGACCCAAGAUUCUCCCUGUCCUCGAAAAGUCCGCCCAAGCUGCCAUUGCUCAAUGCACCGGUGGAGAUACCGGACGUGUGUGUGGUUUCAAGUGGGCCAGCGGCAAGUACGAUGGCAAGACCGGUGCUGGUCAGCAGAUGAACGUUCUCGCAGCCGUGUCAUCUCUUCUCAUGGAGAACACUCCUCCUCCUGUCACAGCAAAGAAGGGAGGUACCUCCAAGGGUAACCCCAAUGCUGGUAACGUCGGAGACGGCAAGAUCGACAAGACUUACGGACCUCUUACCACUGCUGACAAGGCUGGUGCUGGUAUCCUGACCUUCCUGGUCCUAUCCUUUGCCUGCGGCAUGUUUGGCUGGAUGAGUCUGGGCAAAUAA
Fusarium pseudograminearum CS3096 is the source of this 1386-nucleotide messenger RNA. RefSeq lists its product as uncharacterized. Gene Ontology annotation, biological process: fungal-type cell wall biogenesis; carbohydrate catabolic process. The record is from RefSeq and is a predicted model, not a curated record. The coding region runs from base 1 to 1386 and encodes 461 amino acids. Gene Ontology annotation, molecular function: mannan endo-1,6-alpha-mannosidase activity. The transcript is spliced from 4 exons. NCBI's taxonomy places the organism in Eukaryota, Fungi, Ascomycota, Sordariomycetes, Hypocreales, Nectriaceae.